Talpa occidentalis (Iberian mole) is the source of this 3128-nucleotide messenger RNA. RefSeq names its product interleukin 18 receptor accessory protein (gene IL18RAP). The record is from RefSeq and is a predicted model, not a curated record. NCBI's taxonomy places the organism in Eukaryota, Metazoa, Chordata, Mammalia, Eulipotyphla, Talpidae. Gene Ontology annotation, molecular function: interleukin-18 receptor activity. Gene Ontology annotation, biological process: interleukin-18-mediated signaling pathway.
ACUUGAGGAUGCUUGUGGGAGAGCUGCAGAGGUGAGGACAAAGAGCUUGAGGGUACAGGACUGUUGGCUUAAAAAUGAGGCUCAUAACAGAACAGUUCUACCAGGAAUCAGGUCAGCCCUCGGAUUUCUUCACAGAAGAGGCUAUGACUGAAGAGCAGGCGGGGAUAUAAACAGCUGCCAUCCCUAUGAAGAAAUGCUUCACAACAGGAAUUUCAAAUUCCUGAGUCCACUGGAGGUGAUCCUUUGAUGCCUUUUGCCAGCCCUGAAAAGGACUCUUGAGAUUCAGCUCUGAUCAUGGUGUGCCCAUCUCUGGUUGAAGAACAAGUGGAUUAAAGGGAUGUCAGGACCACGGAAAACCAUGCUUGCUUUGGGCUGGAUAUUUCUUUGGCUUGUUGUAGGAGAAAGAAUUGAAGGAUUUGCUAUCUCAGAUUGCCCCACCAAAAAAAUUCUUCGGACAUAUUCUUCAGGGAGUGAGGAGGAGCUUGUCUUAUUUUGUGAUUUAAAAAAUUGCAAUGAUAAUAAGAACCUGUCUGAUGUCCAGUGGUAUCUACAACAUCCAAAUGGAACGGUGCUAGGGGAAAUUACCAAAAACUAUCCUCACAUCCUUCAAGAGAAGAGCCUUCAUUUUUCAACCACAGAGCUGAGUAAUUCUGGAUCAUACAUUUGUAGGCCCAGGAUGAGGAGUUCCCAGGAUGAGAACUGUUGUGUCAAGAUAGUCUUAGAGGUUAAGCCCAAGACAAAUGAAUCAUGUGCGAAUCCUGUAUCACAUAAGCAAGACCUUCUUCUUGGUGCAAUGGGCUCCAUUUCUUGCCCCUGUCUCCGCAACCAAAGAGAUGCUCCAGAACUGACCUGGUACCAGAAUGGAACACUGCUGCCUAAAAAAAGGAGCAAUCCACUCUCAGUGGAUGAGGUCUUUAUACAGGAUGGGGGCACCUACGUGUGUGAUUACACUCAGUCUGAUGAGACAAGUUCAUGGACAGUCAGAGCCGUUGUCCGAGUGAGAACCAUUGAGAAAGACACUAAUCACAAACCAGACAUUCUGGAUCCCAUCAGUGACACUCUGGAAGUAGAACUUGGAAAACCAUUAACUCUUAAUUGCACAGCACAAUUUGGCUUCGAAAAGGACUUUAAACCUGUGAUAAGAUGGUAUAUCAAAGAUUCUGACCAAGAAUGGGAAGUCCCAACACCUGAGGGGGAAAGGAUUGAAACCAAGAUAACAGAUGAAAAAAUUAAGCGAGUCAUCUUUUUGAAAGAGGUGACUCAGAGUGAUCUUCAUAAGAAAUUUAUUUGCUUUGCCCAGAACUCCAUAGGGAACACUACCCGGUCCAUCCAGCUGAAAGCAAAGAGAGGAGUGGUCUUCAUAUACAUCCUCCUCGGGACCACCAUGACCCUGGCAGGAGUGCUGAUGGGCUGUGCUCUCCUCUACAUGCACUGGAUUGAAAUAGUCCUGCUGUACCGAACCUACCAGAGCAAGGAUGAGACACUCAGAGAUAAAAAGGAAUUCGAUGCCUUCAUAUCCUAUGCAAAAUGCAGUUCUUUUGAGAGUGAGGCCGCUGUAUCUCUGAGUGAAGAAAACUUGGCUCUAAAUCUAUUCCCUGAAGUUUUGGAAAACAAAUAUGGAUAUAAUUUAUGUUUGCUUGAAAGAGAUGUGGCUCCCGGAGGAGUGUAUGCAGAAGACAUUGUGAGCAUUAUUAAGAAAAGUAGGAGAGGAAUAUUCAUCUUGAGCCCCAACUAUGUCAAUGGACCUGGUAUCUUUGAACUGCAAGCAGCUGUGAAUCUUGCCUUGGAUGAUCAAAUGCUGAAACUAAUUUUAAUUAAAUUCUGUUCCUUCCAAGAGCCAGAGGCUCUACCUCAUCUAGUGAAAAAAGCUCUCAGGGUUUUGCCCACAGUCACCUGGAAAGGCUUAAAAUCAAUUCCUUCAAAUUCUGGGUUCUGGACUCAAAUACGCUACCACAUGCCUGUGAAAAAAUCUAAAGGACUCACAUGGAGCCAACUAAGAAAUUCCGAGAUUUUUCUCUGGAAAAAACAGAGAAAAACAGAAACCACUGGGAGGAGCUCCCAGCCUAGGGAAUGAUGGGUGAGCCCUGAACUAUCUGCCUGCCAGUCCCUGGUGAGUGGAGACAUUGAUGGACAGACACACAGCGUUGAUGGAGCAGAUGUAAAAUGGAAAGUCUUCUGCUAGCCCUGAGCUAGCUCGACAGGCACUGGAUAACACUGAAGCUGUGGUCAGAACCUCGAACUUGGCAGAGGGAGAGUGAAUUCUCCACAUGCACAUAUGUGCAGUACACGGCGCCCUAAAAAUUUCCCAGUGAGCUGAGCAGAAGCAACAGAUUCAGCCACUUUUGCUUUUUGUAGCUAUGGACUAUCAAGUCUACUGUGUCUUUCACUGGAAACCUGUGAUUUAAACUUUGCCUGAAGCUUUCCUGUAAAGAAGACAAUUCUUACUCCAUGUUCCCCCAUUAACUGAAGCACAGAGGCAAGAAGACAAGGGGCAAAUGGGAACAUAUUUGGCCUCUGUUGUGUUCUUAUGGGAAGUGCCCAUCUGGGGGAUAAGGGCACUUAUCCCCUUGUGUGCUAAGACACAAGCCUGGGGGCGGGGAGCAGAGUAGGGCUCAGUUCAGUACUGCUCUUUCCCUUGGGCUGGGACAUUUGUGCAGGGCCUGAAGUAUACACUGGGGCCCUGGAAUUAGGGGCCAACUAGGCCAAGAUCAUUAGGUCAAUGAAGAGUCAAGUAAUGGCCUAGCAGUUACCUACAAAGUAGAGAGGAGGUGGUGAGAGUCAGCAGCCAAGGGAAGAGUCCAAGAAAUAAGUGUACACUGGUUAGAAGACAGCAAGAAUGGAGCUUGAGCAGAACCUUAGUCUGAGUCAGUUGCCCGUGUACCUCCUAACCCUGCUGGCUUCAGGGAAAGUCCUCUGAAGUAGCAGCGUGAUGUGCUGAAGUCCCACGGAGCUGUUCCUGAUAGACAGGGUUAAUUGGACUCUCAUAAUUUUGUUCUGUUUAUGAAAGUUCUAUCUGUAGGUAAAAUAACGUUCUGGUGAUUCAUGAAUGCAAAAACUUCAGACUGUCUCUUCCCUGAGAGAAUGGAAUGAUUCAUUGGAGCAAUAAAAAGUGACUUCUGGACUCAUUC